Messenger RNA from Marmota monax (woodchuck), 2233 nucleotides. Its product is annotated as polyunsaturated fatty acid (12S)/(13S)-lipoxygenase, epidermal-type-like. The transcript has 14 exons. The record is from RefSeq and is a predicted model, not a curated record. Lineage: Eukaryota; Metazoa; Chordata; Mammalia; Rodentia; Sciuridae. Gene Ontology annotation, cellular component: plasma membrane; cytosol. Gene Ontology annotation, molecular function: arachidonate 12(S)-lipoxygenase activity; arachidonate 15-lipoxygenase activity; protein binding. Gene Ontology annotation, biological process: lipid oxidation; linoleic acid metabolic process.
CUCUUAAGUGCUGAUUUUCUUCCAGGUUCCUGUCCUGGUUCAGGCAAGAUGGGCAAGUAUGUGAUCCGCGUCGCCACAGGGGACUCGCUCUUGGCGGGCUCCACCAACCUGGUGCAGCUGUGGCUAGUUGGCGAGCACGGGGAGGCGGACCUGGGGAAGCUGUUACUGCCAUUGCGGGAAAAGAAAACGGAGGUGGAGAUCGAUGUCCCCUUUUACCUGGGGUGCCUCCUGCUGGUGAAGCUGCACAAGCACAAAAGUCGGUUGAAUUUUGACUGGUUCUGCAAGUGGAUCACGGUGCAGGGCCCGGGGAACCAAGGAGAGGUCCUUUUCCCUUGCUACAGCUGGAUCCAGGACGACAGGAUUCUCUGUCUACCCGAAGGCACGGCCCGGUCCGUGAGUGAUGACCCCCAGAACCUGUUAAAGAAAUAUAGGGAACAGGAGCUGGAGGACAGAAGGAAGGCUUAUCGGUGGGGCUCCUGGAAGGAUGGGUUAAUCCUGCCUGUAGCAGGGAAGACGCAGAGGGACCUUCCCAGAAAUGAACGAUUUCUAUAGGAUAAGGAUUUGGAUUUCACCCUCUCUCUAACAAAAGAGUUGAAGAACUUGGCCAUUAAGGGGAUAUUGGAUCUUGCAAAUUGCGUACAUAGACUGGAAGAUUACAAAAAAAUAUUCCCACGUGGAAAGAUUGCCCUGGCGGUGCGGGUCUAUGAUUCCUGGAAGGAUGAUGACCUCUUUGGAUACCAGUUCCUCAAUGGUGCAAACCCCAUGCUCCUGAGGCGUUCUACGAGUCUCCCAGCCAGGCUGGUGCUGCCUCCAGGAAUGGAAGAGUUCCGAACUCAACUGAACAAAGAGCUCCAGGCUAGAUCUCUGUUUGAAGCUGAUUAUACCCUGCUAGAUGGGGUCAAGCCUAACAUCAUCAUUUUUAAGCAACAAUAUGUGGCAGUCCCUUUGGUUAUGCUGAAACUACAACCUGAUGGAAGACUCUUACCCAUGGUUAUCCAGCUCCAGCCACCUCGACAUGGAUGCCCCCCACCUCUGCUCUUCCUGCCUUCGGAUCCUCCCAUGGCCUGGCUCCUAGCCAAGACAUGGGUCCGUAGCUCUGAUUUCCAGCUGCACCAGUUACAGUCACAUCUGUUAAGGGGACAUCUGAUGGCUGAGGUUAUUUCUGUGGCCACAAUGAGGAGCCUGCCCAGUCUGCAUCCUAUCUACAAGCUCCUGAUCCCCCACUUUCGCUAUACCAUGGAGAUCAACAUCCUGGCCCUGAACAAUCUUGUCUCUGAAUAUGGAAUUUUUGAUCUGGUGGUGAGUACAGGUAGUGGAGGCCAUGUGGACAUUCUCCAGAGAGCCACAGCUUGUUUGACUUAUCGUUCCUUCUGCCCUCCUGAUGACCUGGCUGACCAUGGGCUCCUGGAUGUGAAAUCUUCUCUCUAUGGCCAAGAUGCCCUCAGGCUGUGGGAAAUCAUCAGUAGGUAUGUGCAUGAGAUGGUGGGACUCUUCUAUAAGAGUGAUAAAGCCGUGAAGCAAGAUUCAGAGCUGCAGGCCUGGUGCAGGGAGAUCACUGAAACUGGACUGCAGGGUGCCCAGGACCGGGGGUUCCCCCUCUCCUUGGAGUCCCUGGAUCAACUCUGCCACAUUGUUACUAUGUGUAUCUUCACAUGCACUGGUCAGCAUGCUUCGGCCCACCUGGGACAGCUAGACUGGUACUCCUGGAUCCCUAAUGGCCCAUGCACCAUGAGGAAGCCUCCACCCAUCUCCAAGGCUGUGACAGAGAAGGAUAUAGUAGACUCACUGCCUGAUCUCCACCAGGCCCGUAUGCAGAAGACGUUCAUCAAGUUCCUUGGCAGACGUCAGCCAGUCAUGGUGGCCCUGGGGCAGCAUAAGGAGAAAUAUUUCUCAGGCCCUGGGCCCCAGGCUGUGCUGCAGCAAUUCCAGGAGGAGCUAGCUGUCAUGGACAGGGAGAUUAAGGUCCGGAAUGCAGGCUUGGACCUUCCCUAUGAAUACCUUCAACCUAGCAUGGUGGAAAACAGUGUGACCAUCUGAGAGGUCUUGCCCACCUCAGUCCCAAAGCUCACUGUCCCCACACACCCUUGUACUCCUCUUCUCCAUGCCCAUGUUCUCUGCUAAACAGCUGCCCCCAAAAGCUGUGUCAUCAAGGUGCCUGAAGCUGCCCAUCACACAAUUUGGGGAAUAAACAAUGUUGUUCCCAUUGCACAUUGAAACCUGGGACCUUCUGUAC